AUGAUGCAUCGUUGUUGCAGUAGCUCUCAGGGGCACGUGACGGGAACGUGCACAUGCGGUAUGUUUCAUGGCCAAACCAAUUCUUACCCUAUGCUAUUCUCCAUGCCCAAUCAAAAUCCCUACGAUGAUUAUGAAUCCGACGUGUAUUCCUUCACGCCCUCUUCUUCUUCCGUGGACUGCACGCUCUCCCUUGGAACCCCAUCCACACGUUUAACUGAAGACGAAGAGAAACGAACCCGCCAUGACCGUCGAUCUUCCGUCACCAAUUUUUGCUGGGAUAUAUUGCAAUCAAAACACAACCCACAAUCUCAAAACAAAUCCAACAAAGGAAGCAAUGGUAACAACAACAACAACAACCACAAUGAUCCUCUCCUCGCUCGUCGUUGCGCUAAUUGCGAUACCACUUCCACACCCCUUUGGAGGAAUGGUCCUCGUGGCCCAAAGUCACUAUGCAAUGCUUGUGGGAUUAGAUUCAAGAAGGAAGAGAGAAGAGCCAGCGCUGCAGCCGCCGCCGCCGCAACAACAGCCGUGGCUCACGACGGUUAUAGCUACCAGAACAACAAUUCGUGGUACGCACACUCGCAGGUUCAUGAUUCCGAUAGAGACUCAGAGAAUGGUGUUCCUUUUCUGUCUUGGAGACUUAACGUUGCAGACAGAACAACGAGUCUCGUUCACGACUUUACAAGAUGA
Messenger RNA from Gastrolobium bilobum, 690 nucleotides. Its product is annotated as GATA transcription factor 18-like. Lineage: Eukaryota; Viridiplantae; Streptophyta; Magnoliopsida; Fabales; Fabaceae. Bases 1 to 690 code for a protein of 229 amino acids. Gene Ontology annotation, biological process: regulation of DNA-templated transcription; flower development. The record is from RefSeq and is a predicted model, not a curated record. The transcript has 2 exons. Gene Ontology annotation, molecular function: sequence-specific DNA binding; zinc ion binding; DNA-binding transcription factor activity.